This is a messenger RNA of Rotaria sordida, 1521 nucleotides long. The record is from the annotation of a GenBank genome assembly. NCBI's taxonomy places the organism in Eukaryota, Metazoa, Rotifera, Eurotatoria, Philodinida, Philodinidae.
AUGCAAAAUAAUAUCGAACAAUUUAUUCUUGUCUGUCUUGAUUCUUCAUUGGAUCAUUUAGUUGAUCAUCUUGAACAAUUUAGACGUCUAAUAAGUUGUGUACAACACUUCAAUGAUGCAAAUUCUUGUAUGGAUUAUAUUACAAAUAUUAAAAAUGAAACAGCUCUUCUCAUUAUAUCAGUUGAACAUACUCAAAUAAUACCAUUUAUCUAUCAUAUACAACAAAUUUAUUCGAUUUACAUUUUCAAUUUCAAUCAAUGUGAACAAAUAAGUGAAGAUACAUUAAAUUAUCGAAAAGUUCGAGGCCAUUUCGACACAAUCGAUAAAUUAGUUAAACAAAUAGCAUACGAUAAAAAAUGGAUAGCGUCGAAUCUUUUAACAAUAAACAGUUUUCCAGCAUGUACUCUAGGAUCUUAUGAUAUGAGUGAUCAUAUAAACAAUAACAAUAUUCAAGAAGCAACAUUCAUGUAUUCUCAAAUUCUACGUAGUAUUUUUGUUAAUGAAACCUAUAAAGAUAUUGAUAAAAAUGAGAUGAUUGAAUUUUUUCGACAACAAUAUAACGAGAAUGAAACAGAGUUGGAAAAAAUCAACAAAUUUGAACGUGAAUAUACAACUGAACGUGCUAUCUAUUGGUAUACUAUCGAUGGAUUUCUUUAUCGUACAAUUAAUAAAGCUUUACGAACACAAAACAUUUUGAUACUUUAUCAAUUGCGUUAUUUUAUUAAAGAUCUUCAUUUAGAACUGAAGAAAUAUCAUUCAAAACAAUCUUCGAAUUUAUCGAAAGAAACAUUAAUUGUUUAUCGAGGAAUUGGACUACCAAAUAAUGAAUUUGAAAAAUUAAAACAAGGUCAUUUGAUAUCUUUUAGUGAAUUUUUAUCAACAAGCAAAAAUCGAGAAUUAGCAGAAAUCUAUGUUCAACGUGGAUUCGAUGAUAUGCAAUCAAUUCUAUUCGAAAUCGAAUUAAAUUAUACAAUUCAAUCAUCAACUCCAUUUGCUGAUAUAUCUGAACAGAGUCAAUUCGAUUUAGAAGAAGAAAUUCUUCUAUCAAUGGGUAGUGUUUUUCGAAUUCAAUCUUUAACUCUUACUUCAGACAAUAAUUGGAAUAUAAAACUGAUGCAAACUUCAGACGAAGAUCAACAAUUGAAAUUAUUAUAUCAAUGGUUAGAUCAAGCUAUAUUUCGAGUCAAUCAUCUAUAUACAAAAUUAAGUUCACUCAUGUUAUUUAUCUAUGAUUAUGAUAAAGCAGAAUUUUUCUUGAGAAAAGUAGUGUCUCAGCCCGGUUUCAAUCAAGAUAUUGAAACAAUUAGUGCAACAUCAUCGAUUUUCGGUGAAAUAUAUUUUCAUCAAAAGAAAUAUGAAUAUGCAGUUAUGUUAUAUCAGAAAACAAUUGAAUUAUUUGAGCAACAUCCAAACAAAAGUGUUCCAUCUACUAUACAAAGAUGUUAUACAGGUCUCAGUGAAAUCUAUUUAGAAGAAGAACAAUAUAUGAAAGGUAUGAACGAAAUAAAAUCUUUAGUAUGA